CGAGAUUUCGGUGCAAACGACGACCAGUCACACUACCUCCAUUGACCGUCGCCAAACAUGCCGAUUCGAAGCGUAGUCAAGCGCCAUCCGUUCAACAAGAAACAGGCGCUCCCGCGCAUGGCGUGGUCGCCCGAGAACCUGUUCAAUGUGUGGCUGCGCACAUCGCCCGAAUCGUAUCUCCACAGGGAGACCGAGUUCAACACGACACAGAAGACUCUGUUCCAGCAGCGAUGGCUUGCCAAGCGCCUGACCAAGGGCUACCACGGUGACCACAUCAUGGAGAAGAAGUUCAAGCGGUGGUUCCUGCCCGAGUCGAUCCCGACCAUCCGACACAACUCGGGCGGCGAGGCGGCCAAGUCGGUGGCGGCCAAGAACGACAUGGCCAAGUGGGUCGAGGGCAAGGCGCGCGCCGGCGGGCGCACCGACGCCGAGAAGAAGGCGGCCGCGCUGGCCAAGGACGCCAUCUCGCCCGUCGGCACGCUCAUGUACGGCGAGGUCGAGCGCCGUAUCGACGUGGUCAUCUUCCGCGCGUGUCUCGCCCAGAGCGUGUGGCAGGCGCGCUCGUACGUCACCCACGGACACGUCAAGCUCAACGGCAAGCCCGUCACCAACGCCAACACGCUGCUCGAGCCCGGAGACCUCUUCACCAUCAACCCCGAGGUCGUGCCCUUCAUCCAGCGGCCAAAAGCUGCCGAGGUCGAGGCCGCUGAGCAGGUCGAGGAGGCGGAGGAGGCCGAGGCUGUUGAGGAGGCUGAGGCUGAGGUCGCUGCCGAGAAGAAGGAGGGCGAGGCCGCCGAGGCCGGCGCCGAGGUCGCCGCCGAGAAGGAGGGCGAGGUCGAGGACGCCGAGUCUGCUGAAGCCGAGGCUGAGGUCGAGGCUGCCGAGCCCGAAGCGCACGUCAGCAAGCCCAAGCCCAAGCCCAAAAGCUACACGCCACCCAACGUGACCGAGGACGUCGUCGGCGGGACGUACUUCAAGCUGCCCGACUAUGCGCAGCCGUCCAUCUUUGUCCCGGCCUACAUCCUGCCGUCGUUCCUGACCUGCUCGGGCGUGUACGUGCGCCACCCGACCGCGCGCCCGGCCUACUCUGAGAUCCCGUCGCCGUACGACGCGUCGGGCCCCCUCAUGUCCAUGUCGUGGGAGUGGUACUCGCGCGUCGCGCCCAAGAUGACCCCCAGGCGUAGGGCGCGUCUGAUGGACCCCCAGCGCUCGCAGGACCGCAAGUAGGCGGUGGGGCGGGGCAUUGGAAGGUAGCAUAGCAUAGGAUUGCAUGGCAUGAUUCAUGACUCAGAGCCGAGGGAGCCGCCAAAGGCGGCGACGGCCGAGGCGAGUGUAGGAGGGAGGGGCGACAUGAGCAAGAGCGACCGACACCUGAGCACACUACACAUGGACAGUACUCCGCGUCACACCAUCAGAACACCACCCCUGCCUCCCCCCACCGGCCG
Messenger RNA from Vanrija pseudolonga, 1445 nucleotides. RefSeq names its product 37S ribosomal protein S4-like, mitochondrial (gene nam9). The transcript is spliced from 2 exons. The record is from RefSeq and is a predicted model, not a curated record. Gene Ontology annotation, cellular component: mitochondrial small ribosomal subunit. NCBI's taxonomy places the organism in Eukaryota, Fungi, Basidiomycota, Tremellomycetes, Trichosporonales, Trichosporonaceae. Gene Ontology annotation, biological process: ribosomal small subunit biogenesis. Bases 58 to 1227 code for a protein of 389 amino acids. Gene Ontology annotation, molecular function: structural constituent of ribosome; rRNA binding.